CCUUCCCUGAAGAUUCACUUUCACCGCAAAUCAUUUCGCAAUGGACUCACCAUUUGCUGUUCUCAAGUUUCUUAUCCUUAAAACUCCGUUUAUCCUGAGAACGGUGCUGUACCAUGCCCUCUCUCUGUCCCCAACUUCGUCCAAAUGGGAUCUCCGCACCACGCUUAUAGUCAAUAUCGUCCGUGAUAUGCUAACCAACUCCCCUCCGUCCACAAUAUCCAAGCAGCAAAAGGACACGUUACGGGAUCCCGGAAUCAAAGGCAAGAUGUGGGUGAGUAAAGUUACAAUGCCAGCUCCGUCGGAAGACGCAGUACGGGAUUUGCUGUUCGAAACAAUCGACGCGCUCAAGCAGGAAAAUGAGGAAUACUCCAGGCCGGCUCUCGUACCAGUCGAGGCAGAGUGGACAGGUUAUCGGGCAGGUGUCGCAGACAAUGCACCCGAGCUAUCAAUUUCCGAGGCGGAGAAGUACGAGAACUUAAUGAAGGAGGUUACAAGUGAUGUAACUUUGCUAUAUUUCCACGGCGGAGCAUACUACCUGAUGGACCCUUGCACUCAGAGAUCAGCAACUUCAAAAUACAGCAAUCUCACCGGAGGUCGUGUGUUGUCGGUACGCUAUCGCCUAGCACCACAGAACCCCUUCCCGGCCGCUCUACUCGACGCUCUCGUCUCCUAUCUAUCCCUCCUCUAUCCACCAGCAGGUGCGCUUCACAAGCCAGUUCCUGCAUCGCACAUUGUCAUUACUGGGGAUUCCGCAGGCGGAAACCUCUCCCUUGUCCUUCUGCAAGCCCUGCUCCAAAUCCAUCGCGCCGCGCCCGCCGGGAAUGUCCCCACGGUCGUAUUCCACGGCAAAGUGGUCGAGCUGCCCCUCCCCGCCGGAGUCGCACUGAGUCCCCCCUCCCUCGAUCUCACGCGCUGUAUGCCAUCGACGGAGAACAAUGCACAGUACAACUACCUCCCACCGCCUUCAAUUUCCCCGACCAAAUCGCCUCCCUGCACAAUUUGGCCAACCGACCCACCCCGCGCCGACCUCUUCUGCGAAGGCAGCGCGCUCUGUCAUCCCCUCGUUUCUCCUCUCGCCGCAAAAUCUUGGGAAGGUUCGCCGCCGAUCUUCGUCGUCUGCGGCGAGGAAAUGCUCACGGAUGAGUGCAAAGCAUUCGUACAGAAGGCCGCGAAGCAGAGGGUCAGGGCUGUCUGGGAGCAGUACGAGGCGAUGCCACACUGCUUCUCACUACUUCUUGAGGGGAACGCAGGGGGUGCAAUGAGUUUCGAUAGUUGGUCAGAUUUUGUAAAGAGGGCGGUGCAGAGUCCGGAGGAGAUUGUGACGAGAGGAGAGUUUAUCACUGCGAAGAACUUGGUUAGACGGCCAGUGGAAGUCUACAAACUGAUGGAUAUGAGCGAUGAAGAUAUCUUGGUGCGGAUGAGAAACGCGAGGCAGAAGAUGAUUGAGUGCGCUGCCACGGCUUGUUAAAGUAGCCCCCCUGCGCAUUGGUGAGAUCAUGUUAACACUUCUCUUAUAGAGCUUGAUAAUAUCGUUUAUCGUUAGGCACAUCGGCCGGAUCAACUUCUGUGAAAAACCUGGGAAAGGAAACUAAGACUAGUUGUUAUGAUUGUUAUCAGUGCAUGCAUCAAGGAUUGAUGCUACUGUAGUUAAGGCUUCAGGUUAGUGCCCGAGACACCCACAGUCAUCUGUGCUUCCCUACGACCUGCGUAAUAACAUA
Eremomyces bilateralis CBS 781.70 is the source of this 1718-nucleotide messenger RNA. RefSeq names its product lipase/esterase. The record is from RefSeq and is a predicted model, not a curated record. Gene Ontology annotation, molecular function: hydrolase activity. Lineage: Eukaryota; Fungi; Ascomycota; Dothideomycetes; Eremomycetales; Eremomycetaceae. The transcript has a single exon. The coding region runs from base 41 to 1468 and encodes 475 amino acids.